AUGGACGUAUUCGACAAACACUAUCAUAGCUAUCGUACUGUGUUGAAAAUCGUAGGAUUAUGGCCGUAUGAUAACUCAAUUUAUGUGUGGAUUCAGAGAUUAUUGCUAUUGACAUUGUUUCUUGGCAAUGUAAUAUUUCAGAUUGUGUCACUUUUAAGAUCUGAAAUUACGUUACGAAAUUGUAUUUUAAUAUUGUCUACAACCUGUCCGCUUAUAAUAAUUUCGUUACGAUAUAUAAGUUUUAUAAUAUUUUUCCCUAUGAUAAAAUAUUUAUUUCAUCAUAUGCGUAUGGAGGAAAAUAUAGUACAAGAUUCAAUAGAAAUACGAAUACGAAAAAAAUGCCUCAACGAUUCCUGUCAUAUGAUUGAUAUUUUUCUCUGGAUGAUUUAUGCAACUAUUGCAUUGUGCAAUAUAUUGUUAUUGUAUCCUAUAAUAUUGGAUUUUAUAAUGCCUUUGAACGAAUCUCGUACACAUAUCGCUCAUUAUAUUACUAUAUUUUCUAAUAAAAGAAUCAUAUAUGUUGAUAUUCUAUGCUUGAAUUAUAUGUUUCUUAUGAUAUUUGUAAUAUUAUCUGUAACAUGUACGGAAUCGAUACUUGGACUUUAUAGUUAUCAUACAGGUGUGUUGUUUAAAAUUAUUAGCCAUCGAAUACAAAAGAUUAUUAUAUAUUUAACUAUAGUCAAUCUCUCAUCGAAACAAAUGGACUCGAAACUCAGAGAGCUUUAUCGCGUGAUAGAUAUUCAUAACCAAGCUAUCCAGUUGCUAAAAAAUGCGAUUAUAAUUACUAAGGAUCAUUUAGAAAUUUUAAUUUGUCUCAUCUUAUUUGUCAAGCAGUUGAUGAUUAUGCUUUUAUGUAACCAUAGUGGUCAAAUACUUAUAGACAACAGUGAAGAAUUAUUUGAUGAAUUAUAUUUUUCUAUAUGGUAUUUUGUACCGUUAAAGGUACAAAAGAUUUUAUUAUUGAUUAUGACACGAAGCUCAACAGCAUGUAUGUUUCACAUCUUAGGUGUAUUCACUCCAUGUUAUGCAGGAUUUACAACGAUGUUAAGUACUUCUUUCUCAUAUUUUACUUUGAUGUACUCGCUACAAUAG
This is a messenger RNA of Apis laboriosa (Himalayan honeybee), 1092 nucleotides long. RefSeq lists its product as uncharacterized. Gene Ontology annotation, biological process: sensory perception of smell; detection of chemical stimulus involved in sensory perception of smell. Gene Ontology annotation, molecular function: odorant binding; olfactory receptor activity. The record is from RefSeq and is a predicted model, not a curated record. Gene Ontology annotation, cellular component: plasma membrane. The transcript is spliced from 8 exons. Lineage: Eukaryota; Metazoa; Arthropoda; Insecta; Hymenoptera; Apidae. The coding region runs from base 1 to 1092 and encodes 363 amino acids.